GGGGACGGCGACUCGGGUUUCUUUGAAGGCUGUGCAACGUAAUCCGUCGAGAGUCAUUCGAUGCAAACCCAGAGACAAAGGAGCAGCAGCAGCCGCGAGCGCAGUGGAGCUCGCAGCUGAAAUACGAGGCUUUAAGGAGACUCGUGGUUACCAACGUCACUGCGGUUUUUCCACCCACUGUUUUACGCGUAAAGCUACAAGAGAGAACUUUACGACGUUUGUACCUCUUUUUUUGGAAGUACUUUCUGCUGCUUCUCGUCUGACUGAAGAUCUCGGUGGCGGGUGGAUCUUAAGCCUCUGACAGUUCUUACCUAAUUUAGCUGCUGUUAACACCGCGGAGUCCUUGACGCAGGCGAGCGGUCCGAAAUUGGAGAUUUCCACCGCUGCCAAAGUUUAUAUUUAAAUUCUGUUUAUUUUGAGUCAUCGCGCUGUUUUGAUUACCAACACGGUCUAUUCCUCCCCCCCCCCCCCCCCCCCAGUGCACUUUGCAUCGGUGUGUUAAUGUAGACGCUGGUGCGUUUCUUGACGUUUAUUCCGCCUGUUUUUCAACUGCAACGUGUUUGCGAGAAAAAGAAAACCUCGGCAGCCGAUGACUCCUCUCUAAAGAAGCCAUUUUUAAGACUUCCGUUUACACUCCCCGAACACGAGCUCCUCUGCCUGCAGUUUUUUAACCCAGCACAUUUCAUUUUUUUAACCCCCCGCGCCUCCCAAUUGUUCUCAAAUCGGCCUCAACGAUGCCUUUUGGUGCGCGCGGGCGCGCAGGUUGCGCCGCGGCUCGCUUCCUCCUCACCGCCUUCGCGGUGGCGGUGCUGGCGUCGGGAUGGGUCGGAGCCGAAUCCGAGUGGGCCAACAAGCCGGCCGGGGGCGGGGGUCCCCCCACGGUCACUCUCGGUACUCUGCUCACCGGGACGUGCCGGGAGGUCCAGCGGUACGCCGAGUCUCUGGUGGGGAGCGGCGUGUUGCGGGCGGCUGCUGAGGGUGCUGUGUUGUUUCUUGAUUCUUUGCUCGGUCAGGAGAACGUCUCUAAAGUGGCCAUGUUUUUUGAGAUGGUGAUCCGAUUCCUUGCCGAAGGGGCUGCCAGCGGCCUGAAUGUCAUCGCUGUCUACGUCACAGAGAUCCUCAGGGUCACAGGAUUCGAUGUUGCGCUGUCGUCGCCCCUCUUCACUCCAGAGGCCGUAGCCGCCAUUGCCCAGUGGGGUCUGGUGGCCCUGAUUGGCUACUGGGUGCUGACCAUUGUUCUCCGCCUGCUGAUCGGCGUGGUCAGGCGGGUCUUCUGGGUGGUGAAGACCGUUUUGGCGCUGUGGCUUUUCGGACUGAUCGUGACUGAGAAGAACGUCAGUGCGGACGUGACGGCGGUGCGGCUGGGCGGUCUGGUGCUGGCGUGCGUCCUGUUGACUCUGCUCACGACGCGCGCUGAGAAGUCCUGCGCAGUGGCUCACCGGCUGAGCUCGCUGGAGGACCGGGUGAAGGCCGUCGAGAAGAGGAAAGUCGAAUAGCAGCCGGGUGGGGUGGAGGGAAGGAGGUGCAGAUGGACACGGGUGAUGGUAAUGUCCGUUAUGAAAGCAGGAACAUUGAUGGUUUCUAUACGUGUGUCAAACUAUUGAAAAUAAAGUCUGGGAUUUUUAAUCGAAAAAGGAUUUUGUUUUACCUUAAAAUAAAUAAGGAAAUGAUUGAAACUU
This is a messenger RNA of Pungitius pungitius (ninespine stickleback), 1679 nucleotides long. Its product is annotated as voltage-gated monoatomic cation channel TMEM109. The coding region runs from base 735 to 1496 and encodes 253 amino acids. The transcript has 4 exons. Lineage: Eukaryota; Metazoa; Chordata; Actinopteri; Perciformes; Gasterosteidae. Gene Ontology annotation, biological process: cellular response to gamma radiation; intrinsic apoptotic signaling pathway in response to DNA damage by p53 class mediator. The record is from RefSeq and is a predicted model, not a curated record.